GAUUAUUUUGGGAAUAAAUAAUGUCUGAAACAACCGAUGGAGAAGAAAUGAAAGUAGAACCUGUUGAUUUUCCUGAAAUCGAAAUUUGUAAAAAUUGCGAAUGUUUGUGCGAUCCGUACACGAGACCAGCAUUGCGUUGUAGUGGAUGCUCAAGGAAGAUCCAUAUAGAAUGUUUGAAAAGAGGAAGUGUCCCGGUGACAUUUGUUGGAGAUGUGUUCUUUGAAUUUAAUUGUUGUAAUUGUAGUCCGUUUGGUGAAGAAACAGUUGUUCGAAACAGAAUGCCUUGGCUUAAUGUAAUUAUAUUGACACUGUAUAAUUUACGAGAGAAAUCAAGUGGUAUCAGCAAAAGGGGAUACUUUCAUUGGAAGUCUGAUAUCAGUACCUUUGUAGAUCGAAAUUGGGAAUACUUAUUUAAGAAAACUGUUAAAAGAAAAAAGAACUGGAUUGGUACCAUAUCAGGAACACUUUCUCAUUACAGUGGUAUUUUUUUUAAAUCAGGAACAGUAGAAUUAGGAGAAUCUGGUUGGUGGAGAUUGAUAGACAAUGAUCCACCAGAAAUACUCAUUGCCAGAAAUGAUAAAAUGAUAUUGGAUCGUAAGAAACAAGUUGGUAGCCAAGUAAAAUCAGCAGGUAGACUGCACGAUAGUCCAACUCCAUCAGAAUCAAGCAUUUCAGUUGGCGAAGAUACCACUUAUGGAAAUGAAUUGUCAAAAAGUGAAGGAUGUUCUAUGUAUUCAGAAACUUAUAGCCAACCAAAUAAAACAUUGUUCGACUUGUUACUGGAGGAAAAUGAACUAAAUAUGGAUAUCGAAGAUGAUUCGAUACUUAACGAGCAGAGCGAUACACCGUCUUUGUGCGAUUUAAUAAGGGACUGUCAGUAUCAGUCCAAUAACUUCCACUUUUCCCAAUUACUAGAUGAUUUUACAUCAGAAUGGGCAUCUAAUACAGAUACCACAUCUGAAAGUAAUACAAAUUUUAAAACAGAUCAAAUAAAAGAAGAAGAAGAAGAAGAGGAAGAGCUAUACGAAGCAGAGAGUAGCGAUAGUUUAAGUUCAGUCCAGGAACAGCCCCCUGCUUCCUUAUUUAAUGUAUCGAACCAGCGUCCCUGGCCCUGGAAAAGAAAUCAGAUUAUUGAAGAAAAGGUCCCACGCAUGACGCAUCAAGAAGAAGCGUACUUAUUACAGCAAGUCAAUAAAUCAAACAUUAACUCUGCACCUCCGGCGAUCAGACGAUUUCACAGAAAAUUAGCGACUCGAAAAUUAAAACGUGAAUACGGUUUGCCUUUACUGGAUAUUGAUAAUUUUGGAUUCAAAACGGAAAUACUUGAUAAGCCGUUGAAAGAUUCUGGAAGAGUAUUGGAUCGAUUCUUUGGCGAUGAUUUGGGAUUGUUUGAACAAAGAUUGCAAGGAUACAAUGAACCUACGUCUGUACAUAGUCCAUAUACGAAUAGGCUUCUGAAGCCGUUCAUAAGGAGAGAUACUUUGUGCCGUCCUUUGUGGUUAAAAGUAAUGGAAGAGCUUCGUUUCAAAGCGAAUAAAUCGAAUCCUAAAUGGAAACCGCCGCCGUUGGCGUCAAUCGACUAUUCCUAUGUUAGGCCGCAACACAUUCCCGCGAUUAAUAGUCUAUGCAGUAAUUUCUUUUGGCCUGGCAUUGAUCUGACGGAAUGCUUGCAGUAUCCUGACUUCAGCUGCGUUGUUCUAUACAAAAAAUUGGUCAUAGGAUUCGCGAUUUUAGUUCCCGAUGUUGGUUACAAUGAAGCGUACAUUUCAUUCUUCUUGACUCGUCCCGAAUGGCGCAGAUCUGGCAUCGGAAGAUUUAUGCUGUAUCAUCUGAUUCAAACGUGCAUGGGAAAGGAUGUCACGUUACACGUUUCCGCUACUAAUCCGGCAUUAAUUUUGUACCAGAAAUUCGGCUUUAAAGUGGAGGAAUUCGUUCAGGAUUUCUACGACAAAUACAUGCCACCAAAUUCACGGGAGUGCCGACAUGCAGUAUUUUUACGAUUGAGCAGAUAAAUGCAAAUUGACUCUGACUGAUACGUAUGUUGCAUGUAUACAAAAUACAUACAUAUAAUGUUGCUUCGAUUGACCAGUCUUUUGUCAUCACU
This is a messenger RNA of Dufourea novaeangliae, 2104 nucleotides long. RefSeq names its product cysteine-rich protein 2-binding protein (gene Atac2). Bases 21 to 2012 code for a protein of 663 amino acids. NCBI's taxonomy places the organism in Eukaryota, Metazoa, Arthropoda, Insecta, Hymenoptera, Halictidae. The transcript is spliced from 6 exons. Gene Ontology annotation, molecular function: acyltransferase activity, transferring groups other than amino-acyl groups. The record is from RefSeq and is a predicted model, not a curated record.